CACACACACACAGAGCAGCAGCAGGGCUGAGCAGCCUCUGGAUCUGGAUGCGGGCAUCCUUGGAUUUCGCUCUCAGCACGGGCCCACAGCACGGAAAACUUAACGGGACAACAAUGGUGCUCGCCUCGGCGGCUGAAUCCGUGGCUGCUGGUCGUUCAGGGGACCGGGAAAUGCGGUCAAUGUGACAUUCACUUGCAUGCUGGUGUUCGAGUUUAUUGUUCUGGUCCUGUAGACGCAGAGCGGCGAAACCUGGGAGAGAAAGAUGUUGAGCCGAUUUAUGAGUGGCAGCGUCAGGAAUCUUGAGCGGGAAUACAACUGCACGGUCAGGCUGCUGGACGACACGGAAUAUACGUGCACCAUUCAGCGGGAUGCAAAGGGACAAUAUCUGUUUGACCUCAUCUGCCAUCACCUCAACUUACUGGAAAAAGACUAUUUUGGCAUCAGAUAUGUGGAUCCAGACAAGCAGCGGCACUGGUUGGAGUUCACAAAGUCAAUUGCAAAGCAAAUGAAAUCUCAGCCUCCGUUCACCAUGUGUCUGAGAGUUAAGUUCUACCCUCCUGAUCCUGCUUCCCUCAAGGAGGAAAUCACUAGGUAUGACCCCCUGUGGUGGCUUUCACUUCAGAUGACUGAGAUCGGUGAUUACGACCCUGGGAAGCAUCCUGAAGGUUAUAGCUCCAAGUUCCAGUUCUUUCCUAAACAUUCGGAGAAGUUGGAGCGAAGGAUUGCGGACAUACACAAGACGGAGCUGAUCGGACAGAAACCUGAAACAUCAGAGCGAAAUUUCCUACAGAAAGCUCAGAUGCUGGAGACGUAUGGUGUUGAUCCACAUCCAUGCAAGGAUGUAUCUGGGAACCCUGCUUUUCUCGCCUUCACGCCGUUCGGCUUUGUGGUGCUUCAGGGAAACAAGAGAGUUCAUUUUCUCAAAUGGAACGAGGUGACCAAACUCAAGUUUGAAGGCAAGACUUUUCACAUAUAUGCAAAUCAGAAGGAGGACAAAAAGAUCAUCUUGACAUACUUUGCACCCACACCGGAGGCAUGCAAGCACCUUUGGAAGUGUGGAGUGGAGAAUCAAGCUUUCUAUAAGCUUGAGAAGUCAAGUCAGGUUCGCACUGUGUCCAGCAGCAACCUAUUCUUCAAGGGCAGCCGUUUCCGCUACAGUGGGCGAGUGGCAAAAGAGGUGAUGGAGCAGAGUGCCAAAAUCAAACGCGAACCUCCAGAAAUACACAGGGCUGGCCUCGUGCCUAGCAGAAGUUGUCCAUCCAUCACCCACGGGCCGCGGCUCAGCAGCGUACCGCGCACGCGUCGGAGGGCUGUGCACAUAUCUAUCAUGGAGGGUCUGGAGUCCUUGCGUGACAGUGCCCACUCUACACCGGUGCGUUCAGUGUCCCACGGGGAAUCCUUUAUACCACGCUCCCGGAGCCAGGUCGCAGAUACCAGCGAGGGGAUGGCAGUCAUCUCUGACGAGGCCUACAGCCCCUCUGACAGCGUCCUGCCCACGCCGGUGGCUGAGCACAGCAUGGAACUAGCCGUAUCACGCCAAAUCAAUGGAGCGCCCUGCAGCAUUGAGGAGGAAAAGGAGUCGGAAGCGAGCACCCCUAUGCAUGGGGAACGGGGUGAUUUUGGUGCGGACAGUAGAUCUGCACAGGAGGGCGCAGGGGGGGACUCAGCCCUCAGCGAGGUGGAACAGGUGAAUAAGUUUGUCUUAAGUGUCCUCCGUUUGCUCCUUGUGACCAUUGGACUCCUCUUUGUGUUGCUCCUCCUCCUCAUCAUCCUCACCGAGUCAGACCUUGACAUUGCAUUUUUAACUGAUAUCCGCCAGACCCCCGAAUUUGAGCAGUUCCAUUACGAAUACUUUUGUCCCCUCAGGCGGUGGUUUGCCUGCAAGCUCCGCUGGGUGGGCGGGUUGCUCAUUAACAAGUGAGAGUGAGGUCGUAGAGUCCAUAAACCUGUUCGGGGGUCUGACAAGACGGUUAGGACUCCGGAGUGAUGGAGGGCAGCCUCGUCCCAACCAUGAACCCUGCUUCUCUCAUCCUCCUCCUGCAGACAGACAUACAGCUUGGACCACUCCCGGUAACACCGGGCCAGGAUCUCUCUCCCCCUCCUCCACUUUAAGUUGCCCUCACCCACCCAACCCCCUCCUCGUUUCGCUUACGUUGUUCUUUUUUCCUUCUUUUUUUUUCUACAAAAGCCAGGACACCUUUUUUCUGCAAUUUUUUUUUUUUUAAAUUUUAAGCCAUUUCAGGUAUUUUAUUUUUUCAAAUAAAACAAAGGAAAAAAAAUUUAAGAGAAAAGCAAAGAACUAAAGGAUUUUAAACAGUUCCUUUUACCGGAACAGAAGAUGUUUUUUUUGUCGCAACAGAUGAACGUUGCCUUCGUUUCUUAUUUAUUGCUUUUAAACACGAUUAGCAGAAGGAGAAGGAGUCGUGAAUGGUGAUCAAGGAAGUUGAUUUUGUCAGUAAAAGAUGGAAGUGAGUCACGUCAGAGUCAAAGGGCCUUCUGCUGUGAACCAUACAUGAGUCAAAGUGGUGUAAUAGCUCUUGAUAUCGAUUCAUCCCCAUCAAAAGUCGGCAGCAGAUUAACCUCAUUAGAAAAACAAAGCAGUUUGAAGGGAAUAACAGUGAAGGCGUGUGGAACGGAAAACAGAAAGUGUGGUUAAUGAGUUAUUUUUGGGAAUAUAGAAAUUAUCGAUAGCUUAAGACACAGUUAGACUUCAGUAUACAUUUGUAUACAAGGUUCGCAAGGUUAUUUUCUAACACUUUAUAAGGAUACGGCGAAAUAAGUACCAAUACCUGUAGUGUUAUUUUCCCAGUAGUGUCAGACGUGGUUAGAAAAACGCUCACAAUGAGCAAAGAUUCACUGGCACCAGUAGAUGAUAGUCUAGGUAGAUGUGCAAUGCUGACAUGGUUUUAAUAAUUAAGAACUUUGAAUGUGCUCGUUGGUUCAGUUCUUUUGUUAUUUCUUCAUUUUAAUUUGAUUUGCUUUUUUUUUUCAUCACAUUGAAAUUCGAUGAAUUUCAAUGAUUUCUUUGUAUGAAGAAUUCUUGAUUUAUUUUGGUUUCAUAUCAACCUUGCUCUGACUAUAUUAUUAUUAUUGUUAGAAUAAGAGUAAUACUGUACUUUUUGUACAAAUUAGUUUGUUUCCUAAUAUAUAUUGACACGUUUUCCAUGUAUAUUUUAACAGAACUGAAAUGUUAUUUUGUUAUUGAGAUUAAAUUAUACCUUUUUUAGCGCUG
Neolamprologus brichardi is the source of this 3232-nucleotide messenger RNA. Lineage: Eukaryota; Metazoa; Chordata; Actinopteri; Cichliformes; Cichlidae. The record is from RefSeq and is a predicted model, not a curated record.